Condylura cristata (star-nosed mole) is the source of this 2205-nucleotide messenger RNA. RefSeq names its product leucine rich repeat neuronal 1 (gene LRRN1). The transcript has a single exon. Gene Ontology annotation, molecular function: protein binding. Lineage: Eukaryota; Metazoa; Chordata; Mammalia; Eulipotyphla; Talpidae. The record is from RefSeq and is a predicted model, not a curated record. The annotation marks the transcript as partial.
UACCGACUGGCGCUGGGCCUGCUCGUGAGCGCGCUGACCGGCGCGUCCCCGCAGGGCGGCGAGUGCCCGCAGCUCUGCGUCUGCGAGGUCCGGCCCUGGUUCACCCCGCAGUCCACGUACCGAGAGGCCGCCACCGUGGACUGCAACGACCUGCGCCUGACCAGGAUCCCCGGCAACCUGUCCAGCGACACGCAGGUGCUGCUGCUGCAGAGCAACAGCAUCGCCGGGGCCGCGGACGAGCUGCGGCGGCUGCCCAACCUGACCGAGCUGGACCUCUCCCAGAACAACUUCACGGACAUCAGGGCGCUGGGGCUGGCCAGCCUGAGCCAGCUGACCACCCUGCACCUGGAGGAGAACCGGAUCGCGGAGAUGCCCGACCGCGGCCUGCAGCGCCUGGGCAGCCUGCAGGAGCUGUACGUCAACCACAACCAGAUCAGCGCCAUCUCCGCGCACGCCUUCGCGGGCCUGGCACGCCUCCUGCGCCUGCACCUCAACGCCAACCGGCUGAGGGUCAUCGACAGCCGCUGGUUCGACUCCACGCCCAACCUGGAGAUCCUCAUGAUCGGCGAGAACCCGGUGGUCGGCAUCCUGGACAUGAACUUCAGGCCCCUUUCGCGCCUGCGGAGCCUGGUGCUGGCGGGCAUGGACCUCACGGACGUGCCGGGGAACGCGCUGGUGGGCCUGGACAGCCUGGAGAGCCUGUCCUUCUACGACAACAGGCUGGCCCGCGUCCCCCAGCUGGCCCUGCGCAAGGUGCCCAACCUCAAGUUCCUGGACCUGAACAAGAACCCCAUCCGCAGGAUCCGGGAGGGCGACUUCAAGGACAUGCUGCGGCUCAAGGAGCUAGGCAUCAACAACAUGGGCGAGCUGGUGUCCGUGGACCGCCACGCCCUGGACAACCUGCCCGAGCUCACCAAGCUGGAGGCCACCAACAACCCCAAGCUGUCCUACAUCCACCGCGCGGCCUUCCGCGGCGUGCCGGCGCUGGAGAGCCUGAUGCUCAACAACAACGCCCUGCGCGCCGUCUACCACACCACGGUGCAGUCGCUGCCCGGCCUGCGCGAGAUCAGCAUCCACAGCAACCCGCUGCGCUGCGACUGCGUCAUCCGCUGGGUGGGCGCCAACGACACCGGCGUGCGCUUCAUGGAGCCGCUGUCCAUGCACUGCGCCGCGCCGCCCGAGUACCGCGGGCAGCGGGUGCGGGAGGCCCUGACCCGGGACGCGGGCGAGCGGUGCCUGCCCAUGAUCGCGCACGACGCGUUCCCCAGCCACCUCGACGUGGACGUCGGCGCCACCGUGCCCCUGGACUGCCGGGCCGUGGCCGAGCCGGAGCCCGAGAUCUACUGGGUCACGCCCCGGGGUGGCAAGGUGACUGCGGGCACGCCGUCCGGCAAGUACCGGCUGAGCGGCGAGGGCACCCUGGAGGUCACCGGCGCGCAGGUGGAGGACUCGGGGAGGUACACCUGCGUCGCCCAGAACGCCGAGGGCGCCGACACGCGCGUGGUGACCGUCACGGUCAACGGGACCCUCCUGGACGGCGCCCUGGGGCUGAGGGUCUCCGUCAAGCGGACGGAGCCGCGCUCCGUCCUGGUGUCCUGGGAGGCCAGUCCGAACGCCCUGACGUCCAACCUGAAGUGGUCCUCGGCCACCAUGAAGAUCGACAACCCCCACAUCACCUACACGGCCAGGGUCCCGGUGGACGUCCACGAGUACAACCUCACGCACCUGCAGCCGGCCACCGACUACGAGGUGUGCCUCACCGUGUCCAGCGCUCACCAGCAGACCCAGAGGUCCUGUGUGAACGUCACCACCAGGGACGCCGCCCUCGUCCCGCGCGGGUCUGACCGGGCGGCCAGCGCGGCCCUGGCCGCGGCCACGGGGGCCAUGUUCGCGGUCGUCAGCGUCGCCUCCAUCGCCGCGUACACGGCCAAGAGGCUCAAGAGGAGAAACUGCCACCACUCCCUGAAGAAGUACAUGCAGAAGACGUCCUCCAUCCCCCUCAACGAGCUCUACCCGCCCCUCAUUAACCUCUGGGAGGGGGACGGCGAGAAGGACAAAGAGGGGGCCGCCGAGGCCAAGCCGCCCCGGGUGGACACGUCCCGGAGCUACUACAUGUGGUGACCGGGGCUGGCCCGCUCUGGUAGCUCGAGCACAAGGCGCCUCCGCUCACCGCCAAAGAGGCGCGGCCAGCGCGGCCCACUCGGC